AUGGAGCCACAGUCGUCGUCCCCCGUCCACAUCAAUGCACUCCCUGUAAAGCGCCGCAGCAGGGGCUUCAAAGGCGAGACGAACCGGGACAUCACAACUCGACAGAACUCUGAGACUCUUAGCUUACGGCGUGUGGACAGAACACACUCUUGCAUCAUAAAGGUGGGCCGCUGGAACCCGAUGCCGAUCCACUUCCUGACGGACGCUCCUGAAGCCACGGUGGCCGACAUGCUGAUGGAGGUUUAUCACAUGGUCACUCUGCGCAUCCAGCUGCAGAGGUCAGAUUUUUCAAAGAUGGAGGACCUCCCCUCUGAACAGUGGAACCACACGACGGUGAGGAACGCUCUCAAAGAUCUGCUGAGGGAGAUGAACCAAAGCACUCUGGCCAAAGAGUGUCCGCUGUCACAGAGUAUGAUUUCCUCCAUCGUGAACAAUUCCUACUACGCCAACGUCUCCACCGCCAAAUGCCAGGAGUUUGCUCGUUGGUACAAGAGAUAUAAAAACAUGAAAG
This is a messenger RNA of Notothenia coriiceps (black rockcod), 511 nucleotides long. Its product is annotated as DNA-binding protein SATB2-like. Gene Ontology annotation, molecular function: DNA-binding transcription factor activity, RNA polymerase II-specific; RNA polymerase II cis-regulatory region sequence-specific DNA binding. Gene Ontology annotation, biological process: chromatin remodeling; regulation of transcription by RNA polymerase II. Lineage: Eukaryota; Metazoa; Chordata; Actinopteri; Perciformes; Nototheniidae. The transcript is spliced from 4 exons. The annotation marks the transcript as partial. The record is from RefSeq and is a predicted model, not a curated record.